CCUUACAAUUUACAAACACCAAGUUUCCAUUAUGGAUUCUAAAACAAACUUUCAAGCUGAUGAGCACCAAAGACGCUCUGCCAAUUACAAGCCAAAUAUUUGGAAGGAUGGUUUCCUUGAAUCUCUGAACAGCAAAUACGUUGGAGAUGAUUAUACAAGGCAGUCUAAGAAUCUAAUAGAAGAUGUGAAGAAUAUGAUGUUUGUUGAAACUGAAGAUUUGAUAGCUCAUGUUUUUGGUGGCUUCAUGGAUGAGAAGGGUGCAUUAAAGGAAAGCAAUUAUUGGGAUGUCAAAGGCAUGCUUGAACUUUUGGAGGCCUCAAACCUGGCUUUUGAAGGCGAAAGGAUCUUAGAUGAGGCGAAAGCUUCCUCUACGGUAGCUCUCAGAGGUUCCAAAGUCUGGAAUCCGGACAAUAACCUUGCCAGGCAAGUGGUCCAUGCUUUGGAGCUUUCAUCACACCGAAGAGUGGGGUGGUUUAAUGUCAAAGGGCACAUACACGCCUAUGAGAAAGACAAUCACGCAAACACCAUUUCAUUACUUGAAUUGGCUAAACUCAACUUUAACAUGGUUCAAGCAGCACUGCAAAAAGAUCUAAGCGAAGUAUCCAUGUGGUGGAACAAUCUGGGCCUCAAAGAACACUUGAAGUUUGCGAGAGAUAGACCGGUCGAGUGCUUCAUGUUUGCUGUGGGAUUAAAUUUCCAUCCUGGCUACACAUCUUUUAGAAUUUUGCUUAGUAAAGUCAUCAACUUGAUUCUGAUAAUAGACGACGUUUAUGACAUUUAUGGCUCAUUGGAAGAGCUAAAGAUCUUCACCAACGCCGUGGAUAGGUGGGAUGUUGGGGUAACUGAGCAGCUUCCAGAGUGUAUGAAGAUCUGUUUCCAAGUGCUCUACAACACAACUUGUGAAUUUGCUCAUGAAAUUGAGGAGGAGAGUGGUUGGAAUCUAGCGUUACCUCAUUUGAGCAAAGCGUGGGCAGAUUUCUGUAAAGCAUUAUUAGUAGAGGCAGAGUGGUACAGCACGGGCUACGCACCAUCCUUUGAAGAGUACCUAAGUAAUGGAUGCAUUUCAUCAUCAGUUUCAGUCCCUUGGGUUCAUACAUUUUUCUCCACAACCCAUCGUGACGGAAUCAAAGAGAUUGCUGAUUUUCUGCACAAGAAUGAAGAUCUUGUGCAUAACAUAUCUCUGAUAGUUCGGCUCACCAAUGAUAUGGGAACUUCCGCUGCUGAACAAGAGAGAGGCGAUGCUCCUUCAGCAAUCCUAUGUUACAUGCGAGAGAUGAAUGCUUCUGAAGAUACAGCUGAGGCGAAGAUUAAGGGGAUGAUAGACAAUGCGUGGAAGAAAAUAAAUGGGAAAUGCUUGAGAACCCCACAACAAGUGCCUUUUCUCUCACCAUUCAUCAACAACAUUGCCACAAAUAUUGCGCGAAUGGCGCACAGCCUUUACCAAGCUGGAGAUGGAUUUGGUGAUCAAGAACAAGGCUCUCGGCUGAUCCAGUCUGUGCUGGUUGAGCCUUUACCACUUUGAAGAGUUGGAAUCUAGAGAGUCAUCAAUAGUGUUUAAUAAGUACAGAUCUGUAAGAGUACAUCCACUGUAAGAUGAGCUUCUGUUAAAAG
Molecule: messenger RNA, 1611 nt
Organism: Prunus avium (sweet cherry)
Lineage: Eukaryota; Viridiplantae; Streptophyta; Magnoliopsida; Rosales; Rosaceae
Source: RefSeq, a predicted model, not a curated record